Xiphias gladius (swordfish) is the source of this 4240-nucleotide messenger RNA. Its product is annotated as neuronal acetylcholine receptor subunit alpha-9. NCBI's taxonomy places the organism in Eukaryota, Metazoa, Chordata, Actinopteri, Istiophoriformes, Xiphiidae. Bases 129 to 1766 code for a protein of 545 amino acids. Gene Ontology annotation, cellular component: postsynaptic membrane; neuron projection; synapse. The record is from RefSeq and is a predicted model, not a curated record. Gene Ontology annotation, biological process: nervous system process; monoatomic ion transmembrane transport; chemical synaptic transmission. The transcript has 7 exons. Gene Ontology annotation, molecular function: acetylcholine-gated monoatomic cation-selective channel activity; transmembrane signaling receptor activity.
CAGGUCAACUUCAAAAGUGAUAAAAUGUCUCAUCCUCUCCGCUCGGCGGUCGGAUCCCGGCUGAUCUGUGGUCGCAGAACUGUUGUAAUCGAUUUAUUUACCGGAUCAUCACCGGCUUUCAGAGCGGGAUGAAGCUCCUCUGCAGCGGAUCGAUCGCGUCUCUCCUGCUCCUCUUCUUUCUUCCAGUUUGCUUGGCCGCUCAUGGUCGCUUCGCUCAGAAGUUGCUGAACGACUUGUUCUCCAACUACACCAACGCCUUGCGGCCGGUGGAGGACACUGACCACAUCAUCAAUGUCACCCUGCAGAUCACUCUGUCCCAGAUCAUCGACAUGGAUGAGCGGAACCAGAUCCUGACUACCUACCUGUGGGUACGCCAGGUGUGGAUGGACGCCUACCUCACCUGGAAGAAGGAGGACUAUGACGGCCUCGACACCAUCCGCAUACCCAGCAGCUACGUCUGGAGACCUGAUAUUGUUCUGUAUAACAGUGCAGACGACGAGUUCUCCAGCUCCAUGGAGACCAACGUGGUUCUCCGUAACGAUGGUCAGGUCAUGUGGGACCAGCCAGCCAUCACCAAAAGCUCCUGCUCAGUGGACGUGGCCUUCUUCCCAUUUGAUGUGCAGCAGUGUCACCUAACCUUCGGCUCCUGGACUCACAACGGCAACCAGAUGGACUUGUUCAAUGCCUUGGACAGUGCUGACCUGGCUGACUUUGUCCCUAAUGUGGAGUGGGAGGUCCUGGGCAUGCCAGCCAAGAAAAAUGUCAUCUUGUAUGGCUGCUGCUCGGAUCCAUACCCGGACAUCACCUUUACCCUCCACCUGAAGAGACGUGCCUCCUUCUACAUCUUCAACCUUCUCAUCCCCUGCAUGAUGAUCUCCUUUCUGGCUCCGCUGGGCUUCUACCUGCCGGCGGACUCGGGUGAAAAGGUUUCUCUGGGGGUCACGGUGCUGCUGGCCCUUACCGUGUUUCAGUUGCUGGUGGCUGAGAGCAUGCCGCCAUCCGAGAGCGUCCCACUGAUCGGGAAGUACUACAUUGCGACCAUGACGAUGGUCACUGCUUCAACGGCACUCACCAUCUUCAUCAUGAACAUACACCACUGCAGUCCCGAGGCUCGUCCCGUCCCAGAAUGGGCCGAACGCUUCAUCCUCAACCACCUCGCCCGCAUCUGUUUCGUCUACGAGGUCGGCGAGAACUGCCUCGGUGGGACUUCAUCCAGGAAGCCUCUGUCUCAGGAGGAGUCCGAAGCCCCAUCAACCGGUGGUAGCAACCGCAAAGGACCAAACUGGGAAGUGAACGGACAGGCCUGGGGAGGCAGGGUGGAAGAGGAUGGGGCGCGGGAGUCUCUGAAGGGGGGGCGGGAUUUGACCGACCAGAGCGACUGGAAGGAGGAUCUGUUUGUGACCAUCGACCACUCGGAGGAGGAAGGAGCUGCCGGUGGACGUGAAGGGCAGGGAGAAGAGUCAAACGGUGCCCGUGGAGGAGGAGGAGAGCACGUCCAGGAAAAGAAAGGAGUAGGAGGUGAAGGAGGAGGCGGAGCCGGAGAGAACGGGAGGGAGAUCUUAGUGAAAACCCAGUGUGUUUGCCAGCACCCGGGGCUGCGCAGGAAUGUCGAGUACAUUGCCAACUCAUACCAGGACCAGCGAGUAGCGCAGCUGCGCAUCGGAGAGUGGAGGAAGGUCGCCAAGGUCAUGGAUCGCUUCUUCAUGUGGCUGUUCUUCAUCAUGGUCUUCUUCAUGAGCAUCCUGAUCCUGGGAAAAGCCAUCUGAUGGAGAUGGUGAGGGCGGCGAGUUGGUUCACCGAUUGAAAGAUUCGUUUAGCUUCCAUUAAGUCGAAAAUCAGCCCGCUGACGGUUUGCUCAAAUGGCCAUUGAAUUUCAGUCUAAAGGCUCAAGCCGCCAACCUGUCAUUACUUGAUAGUCUACCUAGUGUCUUUGCAAACAAUGAUUUCCACCAAAAUUUAAAAUGCAGAUGUGUGGGUUUUAAAUAGACUCAGCCACACAAACGGAGUUUGGACAGAUGGAGUUUUUAAUCAGAGUUUAUGAGGGUAAAAUAAUCGAGGAAAGGCCACAGAUCAUUUCAAAAGGCUUUGAAAGCAUCUCAUCAAAUUAUCUUCAAUCCAAGAGCCCGAUCUUCAGCUCGUCAGAUCACAGAACUCCUACGGGCAGCACACAUCUGCAGCAUUUUAACGGAUUUCCCUGAACUCGCUGGAAAAGCAGCGAUUUGUCACCUUCGCUCCUGAGAUCGGCGCAUCCAACAUGUCCGAUGUUUUUCCGUGGGUGUCAACUGAUGUGAUGCUCAGUGUUGUAACUGAGACUUUAGUGCCCAGUUGCACGAAACAUUCAGGGUUUUCUUUGCCCCACGCAUAAAUAUUUUUUUCUUACUCAAACGUCGUCCAGAAACAUCUGCAGUAGAUUCCUAAUGUCAGAUACUUAAUGAUUUGCCAUAGUCAAGCAGGAAUUUCUGUAAAGUUGCCAUAGUAACGUCUUUUCUGCCCAAAUGAGUCAAAUUACUAGAGAUUACGAACCAAAGUGUUGGUGUUUUUAUGAUGCGAGAUUGACAGAAAAAAGCCAAAGUGAAAACCUGUGUUCGACUGAUCCAGUGAGUGAAUACGAUCUGAGAGUAAAGCUGGAAGCAUCAAAUGAGGCGAGAAACAAGGAUGGAGAUAAAGUUUCCACAGCGUUUUCUCUCUCUGUCUUAAAACACACUUCCUGGUACAUCUUCGCUUUCAAACAACUCUGUUGGCUCUUUGUGUGUGCACAUCAGAAAAUGAGCAUGGAACUAGGUAGAGGCUUAAAAUGCACGUACAAACAAAACUUCCAUUUACCAAACGCGUCUCCUCCAGGGAGAUCUUACAGGAACUGCCAUGGAAAACAAGGCGUUUUCUGCAGCUGGACGCAGGGUUUCUCCUACACAUCCCCCUUUGUUUAGAGAAAAUGAUGCAAAACUGAACUCGGUUGGAUUCGCUUCAACCUGGUUCCAGCAUUUUUCACUUGUUGGAAGGAAAAAAUGGAUUUUAAAGGUCAAUGUUAUCGUCAAAUGUUUUAAAGAGGUGAACUCAACAUUAAAAGACGCAGUGAGCUUCGUCUAGCGCCGACCGAUCUCCGUCUGUUUGUGAGGAUCAAAAGAUGAAAAGAACGUAGGAGUUCACUUGACGAGACGACUGAUCUGAUCUGCAGCCGACACAGUUACACACUUACAGCUGAACACAAACACACAAACACACAACUCACUCCCACCGUCACAGUUUUAAAAACAUUAUACUGUCUUUUUUAUAUGUAUGUUUUUGGAGUGCUCAUUUUUUUGACACGUAAAAAUGCACGCAGGAUCUUUUUUUUAUUGAAAGCAUCGAUCACACUGACUAACGAGCUCCGUUAUCCGUUCGUCUUUAAGUACAGUUUAUAAAAUGAAAAAUAUUUCUGUGUUCCCAUCUCAAGCUCGAGGAUUCCGUUCGACAAAACCGCGUCAUGUGUGAAUUCUGCGUCGAUCCACUGACUGUUACUUUGGCAGUCCGUGAAUGAAGCUGAAUGCCAGUUUUGAAUCCUGCUUUUUUUUUAUUCAGCCGCCAGAGCAGUCACACAGUGCAGGAAGAUGGGAGAGAGGUUGUAGAGAAUGAAGCUGGGACUGAAGGAAGGAACAGAGAAAGGAAGGACGCUGAAUGAGGGAUAAUCGUGGCGAUAAUCUCACGAUGACACAGAACGAUUGAGGAUUCACCGCAAGACAUAAUUAUUGUCACCUAUUUUAUGUCUUUAUAUGCUGAAUAAAUCAAAUAGUAUUGAACUUGUGGGAAGACUGAGUACAACAGCACCAUCUUAUGCACAAGACUUAACAUUUUAUGAUAAGUUUUCUGUUUAAAAACAGGAAACAAUAACAAAGCAAAUCUUAAAAAGAUUAAUUGCAUUCAUUUAUAGGCUCAGACAGAGCAAGACGUCAGAUAGUUUGUCCUCCAGAGAGGAAAAAUGUCCCGCUCAGUACAACUUCCCGUCACCUUGAUUUAAUAACCUCAUUUAGGAAUUUAAAGUGAAGAAGUGACAGAAUUUCAAUUGAAUGAAACUUUAUUUGCCUGAAGUCACUGGACUUCCCGUUUUUUGCAGUGUUCGUAAUCAUCACAAUGUGAAAAUGAGAAAUGCCAAAUACAUGACUGUAGCUUCUUGUUAUAUAUCCUGUCUGUGUGGUUGGUCUUGAACGUUUGUCUAAAGAUAUAUUUACACGCGACACACUGUCAAUGCCAUGAAACACAUUAA